GGCAAGCGCGAGGUCGUGAGUUCGAUUCCCGGUAUGGGAAAAAAACAAACAAACAAAAAAAAUUCUGUGGAUCAAAUGAACUAUUUCUUGUCAACCAGCUUUUCCUGAGUACCUUCUAUGUGUAGGGUCAUACGGGCAAAUGAACUCUGAAAACUCACAUUCACAAAUUGGGGAGCGGCAGACACACCUAUGACACAAUUCUGGGUAGGAAUUUCUAAGGAGGCAUCCUGUAUGUGGAGGAAGGAGAGGCUAGCUCUGUAAAGAGCCAGGUGCAGGGAGGAGUUUUCGAGGCAGAAGCCACAGCAGAUACAAAAGUUUGUGGCACUUAGAGAAGACCAUGGGCAGUGAGAAGAGUGCUUGCCUAGCUUGCCUGAGGCCCUGGGUUCUACCCCCAGCACUGCAAACCAGAGGGAAAGAAGGCCAGUUUGAUAGGAGCUUAACAGAGCAGGGAGAGUGGUAGUUGAUGACGUGAGACGUAUAUUUUUAUAUCAACAGCCUAACCCGUAAGCCAAGCAGCUGUUAGGCAAAUCCACAUUCUGGUCUUCAAAGAGCUUGCUCAGAACAGGAGCUGGUUUAGCACUGUCAGCCAGAGGAGCGACAGGGCCUAAUCCUUUCUCCUGCCUUUGGUGCCAAGGACAGGGUAGGGCACAGAGGUUUCAGUAAAGACUUGCUGACGAGGUAUGCAUGAGAACAGGAAGUGCAGGCCUUGUUGAAGGAGGCCCAGGGGAGGCUCUCGUCUCUGGGACACACAUUCUCACGUCGGCGCUGUCACCUCCUCCAACCGACUCAGAGAGCUGGGAGAGUUAGGUGCAGGAAGGGACCAGCCACGGCCCGACCGCACAAACCUCCAGGAGAAUUUCUUCUGAAAACACUUUCAGCCCUAAUGGGCCUCCUCCGGGGCGGGCCCUCGCUGCACUCCCCCACCCUGCGCAAAGGGGCAGGGCCUCGCAGGAGCUCGUGGUGUCUGCAGUACCUGGAUUUGCUCGCCAGGGGCCGCUGCGCACGGGGGACGGAGCGCGCGGAUUCCCAAGCCGCAGGGAGGCGGAAGCCGAUUGGCUGUGAGGUGCGGCGGGAGGGCGGGGCCUGGGAGGUCGGGAGUAGGGGGCUGGGCGCGCGCGCCCCCAGGCCAAAGCUGGUCUGGCCGCUGUCGCCCGAGGCGGCUCCCGGGCGGCUAAGGCGGUGCUGGGGCCUCGGUCAGCCUGACGCUAGAACAGAGCGCAGUGGAGCAGCACCGCGGCCCGGAGGCGCAGGCUGGGUGGCCGCUGUCGCUGUGGCCGUCGCCGCCGCCGCAGGCCUGGGUUACCUGAGCAACUGCGUGUCAGGGGCCCGCCGGCGGGCGGCGCUUAGCGCGGGGUUCCCGGGGGGGAGGGGAGCCCGGGCCGUGACCCUCGGUGCGGGACGGGGU
Messenger RNA from Chinchilla lanigera (long-tailed chinchilla), 1405 nucleotides. Its product is annotated as translation initiation factor IF-2-like. Lineage: Eukaryota; Metazoa; Chordata; Mammalia; Rodentia; Chinchillidae. The record is from RefSeq and is a predicted model, not a curated record.